Aethalodelphis obliquidens (Pacific white-sided dolphin) is the source of this 3433-nucleotide messenger RNA. It is a transcript of the gene TMEM54, whose product is annotated as transmembrane protein 54. NCBI's taxonomy places the organism in Eukaryota, Metazoa, Chordata, Mammalia, Artiodactyla, Delphinidae. The transcript has 6 exons. The coding region runs from base 2129 to 2830 and encodes 233 amino acids. The record is from RefSeq and is a predicted model, not a curated record.
GGACGGCCCGGGAGGCCCGAACCCGCCCCAGAUCCUCUGGCAGGGGCGGAGCACUGUCGUGGGCGCCCGGAACCCCGGGGUCCAGGCCGCCUUCACUUUCUGCUCUGGGCCUCAGUUUCCUCAGCACUGAGCUGGCGAGAGGAGGGCUUCUGGUAUCUUCCGAUGUGGGGUAGCACCUCUCGCCUCUCGCCCGCCCCCACUGCCCCCCACUCUCCUUUCUUGCGGAGGAGGGACCCCCAGGUGGGAGGAGAGCAGCCAACCUCCACAUCCCGCAGAAGGGAGAGCACAGGGAGGGCAUUGCGAACCAGAGGCUGCCUGCCCUCGGCUUCCUCAGCCUCCCAAAGGGCUCCGGCUCCCAUACCCUCCACUCCCCCAAACCGAGCCAGGUGAGAAGGGCCACUGGCAAACAUGAUCCAGACAGAGGAGUGGGACUGAUGUGCCCCUUCCUCUCACUCCCUGGACACAAUGAUGCUGCUCUUGGGCAUCAGACAGACCUGGGGAGUCCCUACCCUCUAGCCAAGAGAACUUGUGAGCCUCGGUUUCCUCAUCUGUAAAGUGGCGAGGGAGCACCACGGCCUAGAACCAUCCUGAGCCAGGGACUGCUCUGAGACUCUGUCCAGUGCUCCAGGCACAGCCCCACGCUGCCACUGUACCUCCAGUUUGACCAAAGUCUUGGUCCUGGGAGGCUGUUGUUCAUGAGCCCAGCCCUGAGCCGAGUGGUGUCUGGGUGGCCAGGUAGGUGGGUGGAUGGGGUGAAGUGGGUCAGGCCCGUGGGACAAAGCUGCCAUGCCCCUUCCUGUUUGGCCAGCUGUUAAUCUUCAUGAUGCCAUCCAGUCCCACGGUGCCUGUCCAGCCCAUCGUCUGCCCUCUGCUUCUCCUCCAUCUGGUACAGCUCCAGAGACUCCUGAAGGCUCCGAGGAUCUCAGAGACCGGCUAGACCAACCCCUUCCCAUUUUACAUAUGGGGAAGCCAGGGCCCAAAAAGGAGAGAGGCUGGUGCAAAGUCGCACAGAGGGUCUGUGUGACUGAGUAGCCCCAGCCCUCUCUGCUCCCGGGGGCUUCCUCUGGGCGCAGCGCCCCCAGGGACAUCCAGUCUAGGGAUUCCUUCCUUUCUCUCUCUCUUUCUCUCUGGCUGCAAAACUCCCAUAUAUGAAAUAUGACCCAAUCCUUGCUGCCACAGAUGGGGACACUGAGGUCUAGGAAAGGACUCACAGGUCCCACAAGGAGCAGCUAAAGGAAGAAGGGGGGGCUGUUUAGUUCUAGGCGCCAGGCCAGUCUUCCAGUCUCACAGAGCUGGAUAGAGUGAGGGGGCUGGUGGGCCUAAGGGGCCAGCAUGGUGCAGAGCCAGGACCCAAAGGGGACAUUCCAAAGAGCAGAUCUGGAACAGCCGGAAGGAGGGCUCCUGAUCCUGGGGGUGUGCAGAUAGGGACCGAGUAGCCACUUGGACACUCGGAGAGGAUUUGCAUAUGAGUCCCUGAUGUUCUUUUGACCUCAGCCUCCCGCACCUUGCCGUGGCCCUGCCUAGUGGCCCUGCACCAAGAGCUCACUUUUCCCAGCACCCCCCGGGUAUGCCCCACUUUCCCAUCCAUGUCCUCAUGAGACCCUCCUUCCCCACUGGGAAACAAGGGUUAUUCUUCCCAUUUUACAGAUGGGGAAAUGAAGACUCAGAAGUUUGAGUAUUUUGCUGGAGUCAGUUCAGCAAUUGUGAAUUGAGUAUCUACUGUGUGCCAGGCCCUUUACACCAAACUGAAUCCUAAAUAGAACCUGAUCCCUGCCCAGUGAACUAGGGGCUCCUUGGGGCCUGGGCAGUGCCCAUCAAGCUCUCUGUGGUACCUCAGGGCCUGGCAUGGAGCAGGCACUCAGUGAACAUUGAUGUAACAAAUGUAUGGAUGAAAAAAAUCAGUGGAUGCAAAGCUUAGUGGAAGGAUCAUGGGUCUAGAGCUAGAGACCUGGGUUCAAAUCCUAACUGUGCCACGCAUGACCUUGAACACUAACAAGGACUACUACCCUUUAUUAAGUACCACCUGUAUGCUUUUCCAACCUUAGAGAUCCAAGGACUCUCAUGAAAGCACUGUGAACCCCUUUUCCUGAUGAGGAAACUGAGGCACAGAGAAGGAUAAGCCCUACCCAUGGCCCUGACAUGGCUGUCCCUCACAGGUGGCCUGAGUGUGGGUGACUUCCGGAAGGUGCUGAUGAAGACGGGGCUGGUGCUGGUGGUGCUGGGCCACGUGAGCUUCAUCGCAGCCGCUCUCCUCCACGGCACGGUGCUGCGCUAUGUGGCAGCCCCCAACGAUGCUGUGGCUCUGCAUUACUCUGUGGUCAACAUCCUCUCUGUCACUUCCGCCAUCGUGGUCAUCACCUCAGGCAUUGCAGUCAUCGUGUUAUCACGCUACCUCCCCAGCAUCCCUCUGCGCUGGACGGUGUUUAGCUCGAGUGUGGCCUGUGCUCUUCUCUCUCUGACCUGUGCUCUCGGCCUCUUGGCCUCGAUUGCUGUGACCUUUGCCACCCAGGGCCAGGCACUGCUGGCCGCCUGUACUUUUGGGGACCCCGAACUACUGGCACUGGCGCCCGACUGUCCCUUCGACCCCACUCGCAUUUACCGCCCAGAUCACCCACCAGUUGCUGGAACUGAGGCCCUGGUUGGGGAAGAGCAGCCAUCACAUGAUCACCCCAGCCCCCGACUCCUCCCACUUUCUGGAUGUCCUGGAGGAGAAGACCCAGACCCAGUGGGCUGGCAGCCUCUGACAUCUCCACAGAUGUGGGAGAGCCCAGAGCCUGUGGAGGACCACGACCUGCAGAGCUGCACUAGCUCUGGGCUGAUGACCCUUUGACAGCUGUUGCCUCACCCAAGCCCCGUGGCCACUGGGGCCCUCCAGCCAAGUCUGCACCGUGAUCAGGCCAGGAUUCCUGGAGCCAGCCAAGAGGGCUCAAUGCCACUCCAGGACCCGGGUGGGUCUUUCACCCCUCUCCUCCAGCCACCCAGCCCGCUGCACUGAAACGAGACUUUAUUCUGAAGAUAUUAAAAAGAACAGAGAUGCUCCACGUGGAUGCAUGCAGCGGGGGAGGGGACUCGGCCGGGGGCCUGUGCUGCUCUCCCACACAGGACACUGUGGGUGGCGCUCUAGGUGUGUCUGCCCAUCUGUCUGUGGGCCUGUGUGUGUAUCUGAGAGAGACAAGACACACAGAGGGGUCCGUGGGUCUGUGUUCAUCAAAAUGCUGAAACGCAGGCGGGGGUUCAUGGGACUCACAGCUGGGGGGCUGGAAGCAGGAGGUUUUCCUUUUGCAUCAUGGCCUCCGGGACAACAAGGGCAGGAACAGGCAAGGUUGAGGCCCUCCUGCAGGGAAGGAUGGCUCAAGGAAGGUUUCUCCUCAAGCCCCCAAACCUCUGGAAUCCUUCUCUCCGCUCCAAAUAAAAAGACAGGCAUGAUUCCCAA